AUGUCUACCGCACAGUCUCCAUUGGAUGCCGCGUUCGACGCCCUAGUUGAAGGUGGCCUAGAAGAAUGGAAGAUUCCUGGUCUAUCUGUCGCAGUAGUAGACAAUGAAGAUACAUUCUCGAAGGCCUACGGGUUCGCCGAGUUCCCCGACAAGAAGAUGACCACGGACGCGCUAUUCUUAGCUGCUAGCACAACCAAGGCAUUCACUGCAGCGGCUACGUCGAUAGCCAUUGAAGACAGCAAAGGAACCGCAUCACCAAUUGACUGGGAUACUCCGAUCUCAUCCAUCAUUCCAGAAGACUUUGUUCUAUCGGAUGACUAUGCUACCAAGCACACUACGCUCGAAGACGCCCUCUCGCAUCGAUCUGGCUUCCCGGGUCAUCUAUGGCCAGUGAAUUAUGGAGACAAAGAUGCGACAGUGCGCGAAAGUGUUCGCUCGCUCAGACACAUGCCACUAUCGGCCCCUCCGCGUACUAAAUUUCAGUAUACCAAUCACAUGUUUGUUGUGAUGACACACCUGCUAGAGCAGCAUACAGGGAAACCACUCGGAUCCUAUUUGAAAGAGAAGAUAUGGGGUCCUCUCGGUAUGAACGAGACCUACUUCUCUACCGAAGAAGCCAAGAAACUUCCGUCCAGCGCUGCCAAGAUUGUCAAGGGGUAUACAUGGAUCCCCGAAGAAACUGGCGGACACUGGUUCGAAGAACCCGAGGCAAAUUGGAGACCGAAUACCGGCGGUGGGGCCAACGUCAGCAAUGUUUUGGAUUAUUCACGCUGGGUCCGCGAAUUGAUUCAUCGUACGGGGCCAUUAAAGGGCCACGACUCCUUGACCAAACCGCGGACCCUUCUUUUCGAGGACGGCGAUAUCAAUCUUCCCGCGCCAUAUCGCGGAUAUGCGUUGGGUUGGUUCGUCGAUCACUACCGCGGCCAGCACCUUUAUUCGCAUUCGGGUGGUUGGCCCGGAUAUUCGACGUAUGUGGGAUUCUUGCCAGAGAAGAAGUUCGGCUUUGUGCUGAUGGGUAGCUCCAAUUCUGCCCGAUACCUCCUCGUCAGGCUGGCAGUGCAUCUCAUGGAUAAGCUACUUGGUCCAAUUGAUGACCCACUGCAUGAAGAGAAGAUGAAAGAGUUCUAUGCUCUGCAUGAUAAGAUCAAGAAGAGGACUCUCAAGUACCAUCCUGAGGAUAUGGAUGAAAUCAAGCGAAAGAUAUUCCCCUCGUUGGCCGACCCUCCUGUUCCUCAUACUUUCCCACUGGAGAAGUAUGUCGGAACGUAUAGGCAUUCUACUGGCAAUUGGGUUCCUGUUGUUCUAGGGGAUGAUGGGAAUUUGGGCAUUGAUGCAGCUCAAGGAGCAAUUUCCGGCUACUUGACUCUUACGCAUGCUAGUGGUGAAUUCUUCGUCGCAAAGAUGAAGUCUAGUAAUCUUGCCGUGAUGGAACCCGUGGCUGUGGAGUUCUAUAUCGAUUCCUCGGGGGUCGUCAAGAAGAUCGGGUUGGCCCUGGAACCUGCCUUGGAAGGGGAGAAGAUCUGGUUUGAAAGGAGCGAAUCUUGA
Molecule: messenger RNA, 1545 nt
Organism: Penicillium daleae
Lineage: Eukaryota; Fungi; Ascomycota; Eurotiomycetes; Eurotiales; Aspergillaceae
Exons: 2
Coding region: 1-1545 (514 amino acids)
Source: RefSeq, a predicted model, not a curated record